GAGCUGUACAUGUGUAUCGUACGCUUGAUAGUACCCGCGAGUCGUUAUGACUGAGAUAUUGUGCAACUGGCUGAACAACGAUGUCAAGCUAUGCGUUGUUGUGGAACCCUUGAGUUUCAAGAAGGAUUUUGCAAAUGGUUAUCUUAUCGGUGAGCUUUUACACAAAUAUCAUCUUCAGGAUGACUUUGAUCGCUUUUCGAGAGGAAGCUCAUCAGAGUCAAAGCUGAACAACUUCACUCGUCUAGACCCAAUGUUAAAGCUACUGGACAUUCCAUUCAACAAAAACCUAGCACAUGAUAUCAUGAAUGAACACCAUGGAGCUGCGACACAUUUGCUGUACCAUUUGUUUAUUGCACUAAACAGGAAGACAGAAAACAGCCUCAUCAGCCAGUCACUAAGACUGACAAAACCAAAGCCAAGAGUUGAUCCUGCAUUAUACAGGCAGCGAUUGGCUCAACAAACACAGCAGCAAGAUUUGAAUUUUGAGACAUUGGUGAAGCGUGUUAAAGACAGGCGAAAACAGCAAGAAGAACUGAGUCAUACAUUAAAAAAUGAUUGUUUGAAAAGAUCACUUGAUGGAAGUUAUGCAGCAGGUGUGGACAAGCUCGCACCUAUUAAAACUAAAACUUCUCCACUGAAAACCACCAAAGUUGCAAACCCUGACAAACGUAAAGAUGCUGUAUGUGCAAAGGAGGCUGAGGACAUGAGGUCAAGCAUUCGAGCAUUUGAAGAAUGUCUUAAGACAGCUGUUCCACAACCUCCUAACACUGGUGAUUUCUUUGCGGUGACUUUGCCAGAUUUGACAACAAGAAAGUUGACAGUGUUUGGAUCAGAUGAAGAGUAUCUCAAGAAAAUUCAGACGAGACUGCAUGAAGCGUCAAAUGCAAAGAAAGAAAGAGAGAAACGGAGGAGAAAGGUUCUUAUUGAUCAGCUGAAGGAUCAAGAAUCAUCUCAGAAAGAAAAGCGUAAUGAGAUUAUUGUAAACCACUUGCUACGGCAAUCACAGCAUGAGAAAAGAAUCUGUGUCCAGUUGAUGCAAGUUAGACAAGAAAAGGAAGUAAUAAGGCAAAACAAGAUCUUUCUUUGUCAACAGUAUCAAGAACAAAGACUGAGAGACUUUGUUGAUGCUCUUGAUAGAGAGGCACUCCUUGCUAGAAAAGAAAAAGAAGAAUAUGCAGUACAGUUGAAGAAAGAACAAGAGCUUCAUGAGAAGUUGAAAUCAGAAAGAAAACAGAAACAUUAUGAAAAAUGUUAUGAAAUCUGCUAUGAGACUGUUCUUCAAAUAGUUGAGUUUUCUUUGAAGAUUUGUGAAUACAGAGAACUCACAGAGAAAGCGAUUCCUGACAAAAUGGUGAGAGAGUGGAAGACACUAUUUCAUGCUGGAAAACCACUAUAUGAUGAGGAUUCCAGUCCUGAACCAUCUGUUGCUAGUGACCAAGAGGAAGAUGAAGAAACAAAGAAACGCGUGGAACUGUUAAAUGAUGAAGACUACGUAGAGUAUAAGGAUACACUGGCUGAGUGGAAGCCACCGGAAGAGUUAAGGCAACAAUCAGAUGAACUGAAAGAAAAUGUUUUCUUGGGUCACAUUAUUCAGAGAGUAUACAAUAUCAUCUACCCACCUGAUCCUGGGCCUCUGAGACCAAAUUUUCCAAAGUUUCCUGUGAAGGUCUGUUUUGUUGGCAAGUCAUUUAGUGGAAAGACAACAGCAGCAAUGCUAAUUUGCAGAAGGCAUCGAAUACAGUCAUUGAGUAUUGAUGAUUUGGUACAGGAGGCUGUGGAGGCAUAUGAAAAGCAAGAACUGGCAGAACAAAAGGGAACUGAAGAACUCUCAAGCACUGACGAGCUGCUAGCUUCCAAAAGCUUACCAGAGCAACAUUCUAAAGCUAAACAUGUGUCAAUUACUACUCAUUCUGGAUCACCUGAUAGACAAAAGGACAUCGACAAUCAGAUAUCUACACUAACCUUGUUUUCUGACGCGAAGCAAACUACUAGAUUAGAAGUAAGUGAUGAGCAACAGCUAGCAAUAGAGUCUACCACAACGAGCUUAGAAGCUGUGACAUCAAUACCCCAUGUUACUAUCACAAGUGGUGCAGAAUCUCAUUCUUUGCUUUCAGAAAGAGCAAGGCUUGGAGAAACAGCAUAUUUGCAAAUGCUGAAAGGUCAUCCUGUUCCUGACGAUGUGAUUGUCAAAAUUGUUGUGCAAGCUAUCAGGCAAGUUCCAGCUGGAACUGGAUGGAUUCUAGAUGGUUACCCAACAACACUCAAACAAUCAAAGCUGUUGGAAAAAGCAUUAAGUGGUUUUCAGCUCAAGAGCAAGACCAUAGCACUAUCUAGAAGUAGACUGGCUUCACGAAAGCGAGCUGUACUUGUGCCUGGAAAAGAUUCGUCUGAAACGGUAAGCAAUAUUGAUCUAGACCGUUUUUCUUUGACACAGUUGCCCUCACCUGUUAGCGGAAUUGAUCUUGUUGUUUGCUUUGUUGUGUCUGACCAUGAGGCUAUAAAACGAGCAACUGGAAGGAAAGUUGAUCCUCAAACUGAUGCAAAAUAUCAUCAAGAAAUGAAAGUGCCCCCGGAAGGCACAGUGACUGGUAUUGGUAAUGCUCAUAUUCUUGUGCCAGCUGAAGAUGCAAAUUUUGAUCAACAGCAACUGCAGAACAGGCUAUCGCAAUAUGAGAGUCAAUGGCCGAAAAUGGAGAACUGGUUUGACCAAUUUAACAAUCUUGUCUUUGUGGAUGCUUCUAUGCUGCCUGAUGCAGUUGCUCUAACUGUAGAAACAUACUUGGAAGCAGUAAUGCAAAAGCGUCAAGAAGCUGAAGAAGCUAAAAUGGCAGCAGAAAAGGCAACCAAAGGAGAAGCUGAAGUAGAUACAACUUUCUCCAAACCAGAAACAGGCCGACUUGAAGCAGCAGCUAUUACUGUUGACAAAGGAACAAUGAAUCAGACUGAAGUAGCCAAUAUUGACAGCAGGCUGAGUACAAUAGGAGAAACCAGUGGAACUGAGGUGGCAAGAUCUGAAUCUCAGUCAAAAAUUUCUAGCCCAGCAGUAGUGGGAGCAGAGACUUUUAAUGAACAGCUUGCUUCAACCGGUCCUUUGUCUGCCGAAGCUUCAGGCUUACCAGAUCCAUUGUCAGACCAUUGGGAAUAUGUUGCUAAUCCAAUUGACGAGAGCAUUGCCAAGUAUAUUACAACUGUAUGGGAUGGUGUAGAAGACAGCUACUUGAAGUCUUGUAAGGAAGUGUUGGCAGCACUUCGGGUAGAAAAUGAAAACAUUGUACAGCAUUUUUAUUUUACCAAAAAAGAAUAUGCCAAGUUUCUCAGACGACCAGAUGCAAAGCAAGAACUUGUGACUCAGUUUCAAACGGAGUAUAAUGAACAGGUUGCUGAUGAUAUGAGAUCUGACUCUGCUAUGAAGGCUGAAUUACAUCAAAGGGCUGAGGAUUUGAAAGAGAGGCUUUGGGAUGUAUGUGACUAUCGGCGUGAUGAGGCUGGAAAAGAAAGGAAUAGUAUUCUCAGCAAUCGCUGGUUGGAAGAUCACGUAGGACUGAUAUGCAAUCAGUACAUUACUUUGAUGCAGAAUGAAGUUGAUCGAUUUCAGCAUUCGCUGCAAGUUUUGCGUGACUAUUAUCACCAUAUGGAGGGUAAACCAAUUGGUAGAUCAACUGAUGACUAUCAUCGUCUCCCUCUCAUUGAUAUUGGUGAUGAGAUAGAUGUAGAGCAAUCUAGUGAAGACCAACAGGCUCAGUUGCAGCUUGAUGAGGCAGCUGAAGAUAGCACAGAAACUCAAGAGUCUCCAUCAAAACAAAGAAUACCACUUGUAAAACAGAAGCAAAGGCAGCAGAUCAAGUCACCUGAUAUUUCACAUACAAUGCUGACUUCUGGUGUAAGUGAAUCUGCUGCUGCUUCAGCUGGAACUGAUCGCAAGAAACGAUCUAGUAAAAAAGACAAAGAACGAGAAGCGGAAAAGGAGAAACUACCUGUGCAGGUAGAACCUAACCCUGAAGAGAAAUCACCAGUAGAAAUAUUGAGUCCACAGUCAAGUGACUCAGAUGAGCAACUGGUAUUGGAUGCUUAUCAUUCUUCAAUGAUGAUGGCCAAAACUUUGGCAAGCAAUGAAGAACAGAGUUACCAUGAAGCAGCUGGGAAGAGCAGAGAAGGUAGCUUGAUGAUAGAAGAUACCAAGAAAUUGCAGAAGGGAAGAGCUGCAAGUCAGAUGAAAACUUCUAUGGGAAAGCGAGCGAAGGUAUUUGUAUACUGUAGUAAGCAUGAUUAUGGGAUAAAUUGACUGAUAGUUGUAUGGAGCAUCUGUCUAUUUAUCUGUCUUAUCAGCAAUUUUCAUUGGUUUUUACAGCAUUGAACAAUUAUUAGUAUUAGCUAAUAUCAUUAACAGUGAAGAUCGACUAAUUUGGAUUUUAAGUCAAACAAG
Molecule: messenger RNA, 4423 nt
Organism: Corticium candelabrum
Lineage: Eukaryota; Metazoa; Porifera; Homoscleromorpha; Homosclerophorida; Plakinidae
Product: sperm flagellar protein 2-like
Exons: 34
Coding region: 47-4282 (1411 amino acids)
Molecular function (GO): protein binding
Source: RefSeq, a predicted model, not a curated record